This is a messenger RNA of Diversispora eburnea, 1152 nucleotides long. Lineage: Eukaryota; Fungi; Glomeromycota; Glomeromycetes; Diversisporales; Diversisporaceae. The record is from the annotation of a GenBank genome assembly.
AUGAUUUGGAAUAUUACUAAAAGUAUCAAAAGACAACAAUAUUUUAAUAAACAUUAUAUAAGAAAUAUUUCAUUAAAAUCACCAGAAUUCAAAUUUCCUUGUACAAUUGAAGAACUUGAAGAAGGAUUUCAACAAAGUUCAAUUAAUAAUAUUAAUUAUAACAAGGAUGAAUCAAAUUUAUUUUUACAAAUUUGUAAAUCUAUAUUUAAAGAUAUUUUACUAGGAGAAAGGAAUUUAAAUUUUAUUUUUAAUAACCAAAUUAUGAAACAGAUAGAACAAGUAAAGAUGAUUCACAGAACUCUUGAUAAAAAUAUUAGUAUUGAAGAAAAUAUUAACAAAGAAUUUCAAAAUAUUUUUAAUCUUGAAAAAAUAUCUAAUCUUGAAAAAGUAUCUAAUUUUGAAUAUAUAUACAAUGAUGACAAUAAAGAAAAAAAUAUUAUUAGUAGUAAUAAUAAAGAUAUUGAAGAUAUUGGUAGUAAUAAUAAAGAAGAAAAUAGUGAAAAAUUAAAUGAAAAUAAAUUAAUGUAUUGCCAAGAAAUCGAUCAACCAUUAAUAGAAAAUCUUCUUUUAAUUUCUCGUAAAUGGUAUUAUCCAUUUACCGAAUAUCUUCAAAAACUUCAUAAAUCUCAAUGGCAAAAAUUCAAUACAUCAUCAUUAUUAUUUACUACAGAUAUAAUGGAACGAAAAUUAAAACGGCAACUUAUUACCAAUACCAAUAAAUAUAUUCCAGGGUUUAAAUAUUUAUUUCAAAAUGAUUGGCAAGUAAUAGAUAAACAAUCACAAUAUGGUCAAGGUGAUUUAAUUUUUGCAUCAGAUUAUGGAAUAUUAUUAGUGGUUGAAGUAAAAUAUUUAAAUCCUAAACAAAGUAGAAGUACACGUAAAGGCAGAAAUAUGAGAAGAAAUUUCGUUAAAGAACAAACAGAAAAAUAUAAAUUUAAAGCUAUGGAAAAAUUUCUUAAUGUGAAUGUAGCAGUUAUUGGAGCAUAUUUUAUAAAUGAAAUUGAUUGGGAUAAAGGUACAGAGAAAGAAACAUUAGUAUUCAUUGGAGAAAUUGAUGAAAUGAUUGCAAAAGCUGUAAAUAAACUUGAAAAUGAUUUUAAAUUACAAAGAAGAAAUGAAGGUAUGAUUUUCAUUUACAUAAUAAAUAAAUAA